GCCGGCCGCCGCAGUGGUGUCGGGCGCGAGUGCGCCGCGCCCGCCGCUCCCGCCCCGCUCCCCCGGCACCGCCGCGACCCCCGGCACCCCCCGAUCCUCCUCACAAGCCCCCCCCCGCCGCCAGCCCUCCCCCUCGCACCGCCAUGGCCGACGAGCUCGACUUCACCACGGGCGAUGCCGGCGCCUCCUCCACCUACCCCAUGCAGUGCUCGGCGCUGCGCAAGAACGGCUUCGUGGUGCUCAAGGGGCGCCCCUGCAAGAUCGUGGAGAUGUCCACCUCCAAGACCGGCAAGCACGGCCACGCCAAGGUCCAUUUGGUUGGUAUUGAUAUCUUCACUGGUAAAAAAUAUGAAGAUAUUUGCCCAUCAACUCAUAACAUGGAUGUCCCAAAUAUCAAGAGGAAUGAUUACCAGCUGAUAGGCAUUCAGGAUGGGUAUCUCUCCCUGCUGACAGAAAGUGGUGAAGUUCGUGAGGAUCUAAAGUUGCCAGAAGGGGAUCUUGGCAAAGAAAUAGAAGGAAAAUUCAAUGCCAAUGAAGAUGUGCAGAUAUCUGUCAUAAGUGCAAUGAAUGAAGAAUGUGCUGUAGCCAUAAAGCCUUGCAAGUAAAGAAGAUCGCCAGGCUCGGGCACCUGCUCAGAACGUAGUUUGUUACAGUAGAACUAAACUUCAGGCUAUAAAGAGACCUUGUUGAGGAUAUUUCGAGUAUCCACGGGAAUGUCACUGAAGGUGUGGAUCUGGAGCGAUCACAGCUCGGCUGGAGGUGGGCGGAGGCUCUCCAGCACCUGCACCGUGGCCCUGCAGUAUUUGGCAUCCGAGAGUGACUUGGUUUGUUGAACUCCAAGGAAAUGUUUGCUGUGCUUUGCUGUAUCGCAGACCCCUUUGUCCUGUGCUGUGUGUUGUAAGCGAACCUGGCUGCUGCUGCUCCCGGGGCCUCUCACUGCUCCUGGGGCAAACCCGGCCCUGCAGCCGCGAGAUCCGGGCGUGGCGGCAGCUCCGGUGUCUGUUCGGGAAGCUCUGUUACUGUUCUCAACACCAUGGAAACGAUCAGGGGAAAGAUUUGUACGUGUGUGUGUGUUUUGCUCCAGAAAUAAUAAAGGUGUCAGUGCUGUGGGGA
This is a messenger RNA of Agelaius phoeniceus (red-winged blackbird), 1113 nucleotides long. NCBI's taxonomy places the organism in Eukaryota, Metazoa, Chordata, Aves, Passeriformes, Icteridae. The record is from RefSeq and is a predicted model, not a curated record.